Protopolystoma xenopodis is the source of this 249-nucleotide messenger RNA. NCBI's taxonomy places the organism in Eukaryota, Metazoa, Platyhelminthes, Monogenea, Polystomatidea, Polystomatidae. The record is from the annotation of a GenBank genome assembly.
AUGUCGAAAAAAAAUCUGUCAUCCUCUAAGCCCUCUGGAUCAAGUGAACAGCCCAAAGGCCAAGGCCAAAUUUCACCAGAUGGUGGUCUUGAACUUCGUCCGGCUCUACUUGUUCUGCGACUCGCUGUUCAGAGUGCCAAGCAAAUCAUGUACACGCUUGACUGCAAAUACUUCUCUGGGUUCUGGGCUCUGAUUGGAGACAUAAAAAAGCUCAUUUCACCCAUUCUCCCAAAGCCUUUUCACAUCUAA